AUGAAGCUCAUUCUUGGACUUCUCCUCUUCGUCUCAGUCGCCUCCGCCGCUGCAGUGAUCUUUGCCGCAGCUGAUCAAACCAACAUCAUCGCGAAAUGGGAUGCUGGUUUAGCGACAGCAGCGGCCACUCGAUUGAACACAUUGGACCAAAAUACACCUUUGAGCUCUCAAACAUUGGGUGGAUCAGUUCCAGCAACACAAGGAGAUGUCCACUAUGGAAUCUACAAAACUGAUACAAAUGGAAAGACAGCUAGACAAAUGUUCGGUGCUGCCUGGAACACGGCCUGGUACGGGUACAUCAAAGAGAUCGGUCUCCCACAAAUGAACUACGAUCCAAAUCUCGUCAUUGCUCUUCACACCAAUGAAAAGAAUCGAAAUUUUGCUUAUCAGGUUGCUUCCGGCCAAGCUCGAAAAGUUGGAUGUGCUUACCGUAACUUCACUACUGGAGCCACUGGAACCACUGCUUCGGGAACAUUCGCAGUGCUUUGUCGUUUCAAUCCAAGCGGUCUUACAUCGGGAUCGCUAGUGUACUCAACGGGAAAAAUUUGUGCUGCAUGUGCCAACACUACCACAAUCAGCUGCACCACUGCCAAUGGACUCUGUGUCCAGAAA
Mesorhabditis belari is the source of this 612-nucleotide messenger RNA. NCBI's taxonomy places the organism in Eukaryota, Metazoa, Nematoda, Chromadorea, Rhabditida, Rhabditidae. The record is from the annotation of a GenBank genome assembly.